Molecule: messenger RNA, 8684 nt
Organism: Anolis carolinensis (green anole)
Lineage: Eukaryota; Metazoa; Chordata; Lepidosauria; Squamata; Anolidae
Gene: atp8b2
Product: ATPase phospholipid transporting 8B2
Exons: 32
Coding region: 1391-5704 (1437 amino acids)
Biological process (GO): Golgi organization; phospholipid translocation; transmembrane transport
Cellular component (GO): plasma membrane; trans-Golgi network
Molecular function (GO): ATP hydrolysis activity; channel activity; ATP binding
Source: RefSeq, a predicted model, not a curated record
ACGGGGUCAGACUGGAUGGCCUUUGGGGGCCCCUUCUAAGUCUAGGAGUCUAUGAUUCAGAGUCUGCCGGACCAUUAAAACUGGAUAUUCCUACCUCUUAGAAAUGGGGUCGGACUAGAUGGCCUUUGGGGGUCUCUUCCAACUGGAGCAUUCUGUGAUUCAGUGAGUUGGAUGGCUAUCUGUUGGGAGGGUUUUGAUGGUGUCUUCCUUCUGGCAGAAAUGGGGUUGGACUGGAUGGCCUUUGAGGGCGACUUCUUCUUUUUUCCAGUUUUUUUUUUAAAUUAAAUUAUUGAAAAAUUGUGAAUUUUACAUAUUCAGUACUUAAAACUUAUACAUUCUUUAACAAAUUUGCAAUACAGAGUUAUGUAUAUCAUAGCUCCUAUAGUAUUUUCACUCUCUAACUAUAUGACAUACUCAUAUUAUUUACCUUUUGUGACCCUUCACCUUCACCCCAGACCAGCCAAUUACAAUAUUUAUUUCCAAAAUCCCAUUGUUUCUUUUACAGGUUUUUCCCCCCUUACCUUCUACAUAUACAAACUCUAAAUUUUCCCCAUAUCUUCCUGAGGAAGACCUCUAACCCUCGGAUCCAGGGGUUGUAUGGCCAUCUCUUAGGAGGGUUUUGACGGUGUCUUCCUGCCUGGCAGGAAUUCGGUCAGACUGGGUGCGUUUUAGGACCCCCUGCACUGACCUCAAACUAGGUGACUUCAAGGGGUCCAAAGGGGUUCCCAACUGAACUGACGCAAUUGUUAUGCACAAACACUUGUGUCUGGAUACUCCCUAGUUCCAGCCACACAUCAAGGACAUCAUAGCUUCUUGGCCAUUAACUCUUUCCACACUAUGGUACAUUCUGGAUGAUGCAAUCAGUUGCAACACAAGCAUGGCACAAAUUGCAUUUAAACACUAUCAAUACACAAAUCCCACAUUAACAAUUUGCACUCUGAAGACCUUGCAGAACUACAGAUCCCGGGAUUCCGUUGCAGAGAGCCAAGGCAGUUCAAGAGCACCCCUUCUCCGGUGUUCCCUCUGCCUGGCGGGUGGGAGGCUUUGGGAGUGCCGGGGAUGCUAGGAGCUGGAGUCCAGGCCCCGUCCAUCCUGUCCGGUCCCGCCCUGGACUCUGCCUGGCGGUCACUCCACCCUCCUCCUCCUCCUCCUGGGUGGCGGCGCCACGCGUGCCUUGGCCCUGGCCCAAGCCCGGUGCCCUUUGGCCCUCUCCUUGGGCGCAUCGCUCCUGUGUAUCCGCACCAGCACCAGCACCUGGCAGUGGCCAUCAAGGGUGGCCGGAGGGGUGUAUGAGCCCCAGGGGAGGAGGGCCCGCUCUUCCUCCCUCUUUUCCUUCCUUCCUUCCUUCCUUCCUUCCUUCCUUCCUUCCUUCCACAGCUGACUCUCGGCCAUGACCUACGCCCGGUUCCUGGCCGCCCUUCGCACCCGAGUCCGGAUCCGCAGCCUCCUUCUCCGGCAGUGCCUGGCUGAGGCCCUGGGGGUCUUCAUCCUCAUUGUGAUCACGCUGAGCGGGGCGGCGCAGUCGGUGACCAGCGCGGGCGCCAAGGGCGGCUACUUCAGCGCGGCCUUCUCGGGCGGCAUCAGCGUCAUGGUGGCCAUCCACAUCUCGGGGGGCGUCUCAGGGGGGCACCUGAACCCGGCCUUCUCGCUGGCCAUGUGCCUUUUGGCCCAGUGCCCUUGGUGGAAGCUGCCCAUCUUCUCCGUCGUCCAGAUCGCAAGCGCCUUCGUGGGGGCGGGCACCGUCUACAUCCUGUACUAUGAUGCCAUCCACCACUACAGCAACGGGACCCUGGCGGUGACUGGGCCCCGUGAAACAGCCUCCAUCUUUGCCACGUACCCGGCUCCUUACCUGUCGCUCUGGAACGGCUUCUUCGACCAGGUGCUGGGUACGGCAGUGCUGGUGGUGAGCAUCCUGGCGCUGAUCGACCCGCGCAACCGGCGCAUCCCGCCCGGCCUGGAGCCCCUGGGGGUGGCGCUGCUGGUGGUCUCGCUGGGCCUGGCCCUGGGCGCCAACUGCAGCUGCGCCAUCAACCCGGCCCGGGACCUGGGCCCGCGGCUCUUCACCUACGUGGCCGGGUGGGGCCCCCAGGUGUUCAGCGUCUCCCAUGGGCCUGAUCAAUCCGCAGCGAAAGCCAUGGGAUUUUGCGCGAAGAAGCAGCCCCCCGAGGAGGAAAGGCGGGUGAAGGCCAACGCCAGGGAAUACAACGAGAAGUUCCAGUACGCGAGCAACUGCAUCAAGACCUCCAAGUACAACGUGGUCACCUUCCUCCCCAUCAACCUCUUUGAGCAGUUCCAGGAAGUUGCCAACACUUACUUCCUCUUCCUCCUCAUCCUCCAGCUGAUUCCGCAGAUCUCCUCCCUCUCCUGGUUCACCACCAUUGUGCCUUUGGUCCUCGUUCUGACCAUCACGGCGGUCAAGGACGCCACCGACGACUACUUUCGCCACAAGAGCGACAACCAGGUGAACAACCGCCAAUCGCAAGUGCUGAUCAAUGGGAUCCUCCAGCAGGAGCAGUGGAUGAACGUCCGAGUCGGGGACAUCAUCAAGUUGGAGAACAACCAGUUUGUGGCCGCCGACCUCCUCCUCCUCUCCAGCAGCGAACCCCACGGGCUCUGCUACAUCGAGACCUCCGAGCUGGACGGGGAGACGAACAUGAAGGUGCGCCAGGCCACCCCGGUCACCUCGGAACUGAGCGACACCAGCCGGCUGGCCCACUUUGACGGGGAGGUGGUCUGCGAGCCGCCCAACAACAAGCUGGACAAGUUUGGGGGGACCCUGCACUGGAAGGAGAGCAAGCACCCCCUGAGCAACCAGAACAUGCUGCUGCGCGGCUGCGUCCUGCGCAACACCGAGUGGUGCUUCGGCCUGGUGGUCUUCGCAGGGCCCGAUACCAAGCUGAUGCAGAACAGCGGCCGCACCAAGUUCAAGCGCACGAGCAUCGACCGCCUGAUGAACACGCUGGUGCUCUGGAUCUUUGGCUUCCUGGUCUGCAUGGGGGUGAUCCUGGCCAUCGGGAACUCCAUCUGGGAGCACGAGGUGGGCGCCUGCUUCCAGGUCUUCCUCCCGUGGGACGCGGCCGUGGACAGCGCCGUCUUCUCCGGCUUCCUCUCCUUCUGGUCCUACAUCAUCAUCCUCAACACCGUCGUCCCCAUCUCCCUCUACGUCAGCGUGGAGGUCAUCCGACUGGGCCACAGCUAUUUCAUCAACUGGGACAAGAAGAUGUACUGCGCAAAGCGAUGCACCCCGGCAGAGGCCCGGACCACCACUUUGAACGAGGAGCUGGGCCAAGUGGAGUACAUCUUCUCCGACAAGACCGGCACCCUCACCCAGAACAUCAUGGUCUUCAGCAAGUGCUCUGUGAAUGGCCGCAGCUACGGUGAUGUUUUGGAUGUCCUGGGAUACAAAGUAGAGCUUGGAGAGAAGGCGGAACCGGUGGACUUCUCCUUCAACCCGCUGGCAGACCCCACCUUCACCUUUUGGGACACGGGCCUUUUGGAAGCGGUCAAGCUGGGCGACCCCCAGGUCCACGAGUUCUUCCGCCUGCUCUCCCUCUGCCACACCGUCAUGUCCGAAGAGAAGAACCCAGGGGAGCUGUACUACAAAGCCCAGUCUCCGGACGAAGGGGCACUGGUGACGGCCGCCCGCAACUUUGGCUUCGUGUUCCGGGGCCGGACCCCAAAGACCAUCACGGUGCAGGAACUGGGCCGCCCCGUCACCUACCAGCUCCUCGCCAUCUUGGACUUCAACAACGUCCGCAAGCGCAUGUCCGUCAUCGUGCGGAACCACGAGGGCCAGAUCCGCCUCUACUGCAAAGGUGCCGACACCAUUUUGCUGGAGAGGCUCCAUCCGGGGAACCAGGAGAUGUACAACGUCACCACCGACCACCUGAAUGAAUAUGCCGGGGAGGGUCUCCGGACGCUGGUGCUGGCCUACCGCGACCUGGAGGACGGCUAUUACUCCGAAUGGGCCAAGCGCCUGCAAAGGGCCAGUGCCUCCAGCGAAGGGCGCGAAGAGAGGCUGGCCCAGCUGUACGAAGAAGUGGAGAACGAGAUGGUGUUGUUGGGCGCCACGGCCAUCGAAGACAAGCUGCAGCAGGGCGUCCCAGAGACCAUUGCGCUGCUGACGCUGGCCAACAUCAAGAUCUGGGUCUUGACGGGGGACAAGCAAGAGACGGCGGUCAACAUCGGAUACUCCUGCAAGAUGCUGACGGACGAAAUGGCCGAGGUCUUCCUCAUCACCGGCCACACCGUUCUGGAGGUGCGGCAGGAGCUGCGGAAGGCCAGGGAGAAGCUGAUGGACUCCUCUUCGCGCAGCCUGGGCAACGGCUUUGCCUUCCAGGAAAAGCUCUCGGCCUUGAAACUGACCUCCGUCCUGGAAGCCGUAGCUGGAGAGUACGCCCUGGUCAUCAAUGGCCACAGCCUGGCGCAUGCGCUGGAGGCGGACAUGGAGCUGGAGUUCCUGGAGACGGCCUGCGCCUGCAAAGCGGUCAUCUGCUGCCGGGUGACCCCCCUGCAGAAGGCCCAGGUGGUGGAGCUGGUUAAGAAGCACAAGAAGGCCGUCACCCUGGCCAUCGGGGACGGGGCCAACGAUGUCAGCAUGAUCAAGACGGCCCACAUCGGGGUGGGCAUCAGUGGGCAGGAGGGCAUCCAGGCGGUGCUGGCCUCGGACUACUCCUUCUCCCAGUUCAAGUUCCUGCAGCGGCUGCUCCUGGUCCACGGGCGGUGGUCCUACCUGCGCAUGUGCAAGUUCCUCUGCUACUUCUUCUACAAGAACUUUGCCUUCACCAUGGUGCACUUCUGGUUUGGGUUCUUCUGCGGGUUCUCCGCUCAGACCGUCUACGACCAGUACUUCAUCACGCUCUACAACAUCGUCUACACCUCGCUGCCUGUGCUUGCCAUGGGGGUCUUUGACCAGGACGUGCCCGAGCAGCGCAGCCUGGAGUACCCCAAGCUGUACGAGCCGGGGCAGCUGAACCUGCUCUUCAACAAGCGGGAGUUCUUCAUCUGCAUCGCGCAGGGCAUCUUCACCUCCGUCUUCAUGUUCUUCCUCCCCUACGGGGUCUUCGCCGACGACGACCUCCUGGCCGACUACCAGUCCUUUGCCGUCACCGUGGCCACCGCCCUGGUCAUCGUGGUCAGCGUCCAGAUCGGCCUGGACACGGGCUUCUGGACGGCCAUCAACCACUUCUUCAUCUGGGGCAGCCUGGCCGCCUACUUCGCCAUCCUCUUCGCCAUGCACAGCGACGGGCUCUUCCAGCUCUUCCCAAACCAGUUCCGCUUUGUGGGCAAUGCUCAGAACACGCUGGCCCAGCCGGCCGUCUGGCUGACCAUUGCGCUGACCACCGUGGUCUGCAUUGUGCCGGUGGUGGCCUUCCGAUUCCUCAAGCUGGACCUCAAGCCCGAGCUUUCAGAUACGGUGCGCUACACGCAGCUGGUGCGCAAGAAGCAGAAGGCGCAGCACCGGUGCAUGGGCCGGGUGGGCCGGCCGGGGUCGCGCCGCUCGGGCUACGCCUUUUCCCACCAGGAAGGCUUCGGGGAGCUCAUCAUGUCCGGCAAGAACAUGCGCCUCAGCUCCCUGGCCCUCUCCAGCUUUGGCGGGCGCACCAGCGCCAGUUGGAUCGAGACCCUGCGCAAGAAGAAGGGCGGCGAAGGCGGCAGCGUCACCAGCAGCCCCAGCGGCGGAGACAAGGCCCUCAAAGCGUGAGCACAUCCAAGCGCAUGGACAAUGGGCGAAGGAACACGGCCCCGGAGUGGGCCGCACAGGCGCAUCACCUCCCGGGCGCAUCGGGACUCCAGUGUCCCCGAAUGACCGCCGGAAGGGAGGGAAAAAGGCGGGGAUCGUCCCGCCGGGAGCUGGACCAAGGAGACCCUGAACUGUUGUGUGCAAGGGGUCUUAUAUAGAUAUAUAUAUAUAAACCUAUACAUACAUAUAGAGAUAUACAGGCCGUCCCCAAGUUAUAAACAUCUGACUUACAAAUGAUUCAGUUAAGAGCGGGGCUGGUCUGGAUGGCCUUUGGGAAUCCCUCCCAAAUCUAUGCUACUAUAUCUCAUAUAUGUGUGUGUGUGUCUGUGUGUAUAUAGAUACACACAUACAAGCCAUUGCCGAGUUAUAAACAUCCUGAAGGUAGGCCUCUCUUAGGUCUAUCACUCUGUCAUCUAUUCGACUCAAAGCUAAGAAUGGGGCUGGACUGGAUGGCCUUUGGGUGUCCCUCCCAAGUCUAGGAUACGCUAUCUAUCUCAUAUAUAUGUGUGUAUGUAUAUAACAUACAUACACACAUAUACAGGCCUUCCAAGUCUAUAAUACUAUAUUUUUCUCCAUCGUGGUCCCUGUGAAAUACGCUCAUAUGGUAUUUCCUGUGCAGGCAGCUUGGAGUUGGACUGGAUGGCCUUUGGGGGUCCCUCCCAGUUCUAGGAUACGAUAUCUCCUAUAGACCCAUAGAUGUAGACAUAUAGGCUGUUCUGAGUUAGAAAGAGCCGUCUUACAAACAACUCACAAUUAAAAACAAUGCAGUUGAGAUGACAGGAAGUGAGAGGGAUAUAUAUAUAUAUGGGGCUGGCGUUACACACACCUACAGAACCCCUCUUGUUUAUAACUUGGGCACGGCCUGUAUAGAUAGAUAUAUAUAUAUAAUAUAUAUAUAUAUACAGAGUUCUGGUGGCCCCGAUUCUGCCAUCACCCACAUAUGUCUUUUAUAUAUAUACACUAGAUAUAUAUCUAUAUCGAUAGAGAGAGAGAGAGAGAUCUAUAAGGACAAUCAUCCACGUUUACACAAAACGCAAGAGGCCGGUUUCUUCUCUUGAUCGGCACAAUGAUGUUGGGGACAAUUUGGGGGAAGGAAGAGGAAAUCAGGCCGCUUUGGACCAUCUUCCUGGUCAAGGACCCCGACGCGAAGGAGAAAAGAAUAUAUAUUUUUAUAUACGUGUCGGAUUUGGGCUCGCGGGUUCUGGCCUCCGCGCCUCCUUGAAAGGGAGACUGUGGCCAGGAUGGGGAAGCUUGGUCCCUGCCGCCCUUUGCCUCUCUUCCCUCCCUUCCGUCCCUUCCCUUUCUUUCCUCUGUCCCCUUCCUUCCUUCCUUCCUUCCCUUCCUCUCUUCGUUUCCCUUCCUUCCCUCUUCCCUUCCUCACUCCUUCCCUUCCAUUCCCUUGCUUUGUUUCUCCUUCCUUCCCCUUCCCUUCCCUUCUCUCUCCCUUCUUUCCUCCCCUUUCUUUCUUUCCUUCUUCCCUUCUGUCCCUUUGCCUCUCCUCCUUCCUUCCUUCCAUCCAUCCAUCCAUCUUUCCCUUCCUUCCCCUUGUCUCUUCUUCUUCCUCAUUCCUUCCCUUCUUCCAUUCCCUCCUUUGUCUUUUCUUCUUACCCUCUCUUCUCUUUCCCUCUCUUCCUUCCUCCCUUCCUUCCUGCCUCCCUUCCUCACUCCUUUCCUUCUUCCUUUCCCUCCCUUUGUCUUUUCUCCUUCCUUUCCCUUCUUUUUCUCUCCCUUUCUCCCUCCCAUCCAUCCUUCCUUCCUCCCCUCUUUCAUUCUUUACUUCCUUCCCUUCCUUCCCUUCCUCUCCUUCCCUUUCUUCCCUUCCACCCUCUUUCCUCCCCUUGUCACUUCCUCUUUCCUUCCUUCCUGCUUCCCUUCCUUCUUUCUUCUGUUAUUUCUUUCCUUCCUGCCUGCCUGCCUCCUUUCUUCCUUCCAUUCCCUCCCUUUUCCUUCCUUCCUUCCUUCCUUCCUUCCUUCCUGCUUCCCUUCCUUCCUCAUUCCUUCCCUUCUUCCAUUCCCUCCUUUGUUCUUCUUACUCUCUCUUCUCUUUCCCUCUCUUCCUUCCUCCCUCCCUUCCUCACUCCUUCCUUUCCCUCCCUUUGUCUUUUCUCCUUCCUUUCCCUUUUUCUCUGCCUCGCUCCCUCCCUUCCUUCCUUCCUUCCUCCCAUCCAUCCAUCCUUCCUUCCUCCCCUCUUUCAUUCUUUCCUUCCUUCCUCUCCUCCCCUUUCUUCCCUUCCACCUCCUUUCCUUUGCUUCUUCCCCUUGUCUCUUCCUCUUUCCUUCUUUCCUGCUUCCCUUCCUUCCUGCUUCCCUUGUGUUAUUUCUUUCCUUCCUGCCUGCCUGCCUCCCUCCUUCAAUCCUUCCAUUCCCUCCCUUUGUCUUCUUCCCUUCCCUUCUUCCCUUCCACCUUCUUUCCUUCGCCUGCUUCCCUUGUUAUUUCUUUCCUUCCUGCCUGCCUGCCUCCCUCCUUCCGUUCCCUCCCUUUGUCUUCCUCCCUUCCCUUCUUCCCUUCCUUCCUCUCCUCACCUUCCUUCCUCCUCCUCUGCAGCUCCCAUCAUCCCCAGUCCCAAUGCCUCCACACCAGACCCACGGCCUCCCCUUCUUUCCUUGCCACUGGCCAUUCUGCUGGGGACGAUGGGAGCUGCACCCUCCCAGGCGGACUCCGCUUCCCAUCGCCCUGGACCUGCUCGUCCAGUCCCGCUCCCGCCUUUGAUACCAAAGAGGAAAAAUCCGACGGAGGGGCGGUGUGUGUGUGUGUGUGGGGGGGGGGGGGGGUUUACCGCAGGAUGUCUUACGAUUCUCAUUCCCGUUGUUGUUGUUGUUUGUGGGUCGGGGGCGGUCCAGCCGAGGCCGGGACCAUUCUGUAUAAUUUAUUACACCUUUUUCUUAUACUUGGCAGAAUUGUAUUGUUUUAUGGGACAUAAAGAGAACGUGCAUUUUCCUA